CUUCUGUCAAUGUCAAACACGGAAAUUUACGAUUUUAAUCUUGUUGUUGACUAAAAAAAUGUGUUGUUGAUGUUAUAAAAAUUAAAAAUGCUUUCUAUCUACGAUUAUUUCGGUUUAAUUUAAUUAGUUAAUCGUUUAGCGCUGUGUUACUAUUAUUCUACUUUCAAAUCAUGAUACGGUAAUAAGUGUGUAGUGAAAUAAAUUAUUAAACAAUAUUUACUACAAACAUGAAAUCUUUUAAGCUUAUUGUCCAUCAAUCGAGUUUUAGCCCUCUGGACUUAAUCAUUAACCUGAAAGACUACCCAGGUUUAAAGGAGAAAGAUAUUGUUGAAAUUUAUCAUCCAGAAAAUGAUUAUCCACGCUUAUUGCUGCAAGUCACGAAAGUGGAUGCACCUGGACGGGGAAGAGAUACCAUCAGUGUAGAACAAAGCAUAGCUAUUACUUUCCAGUUAAGAACCUUUGCAGAUGUAUAUGUGAACAUAGUAAAUGUGGCAGAUGUGGCUCUCGACUCUGUGGAGCUCACCUUCAAAGAUCAGUACAUGGGAAGAUCAGAAAUGUGGAGGUUGAAGAACAGCUUGGUAAGCACCUGUGUGUAUUUGAACAAAAAGAUAGAAUACUGUGGUGGAGCUAUAAGAUGCCAAGUUUACGAGAUGUGGUCUCAAGGUGACAGAGUUGCUUGUGGAGUCAUCACUGAGGAUACAAAGAUAGUGUUCCGAUCCUCCACGUCAAUGGUCUACCUCUUCAUACAAAUGUCUUCGGAAAUGUGGGACUUUGAUAUACAUGGUGAUCUAUAUUUCGAGAAGGCGGUAAAUGGAUUUCUUGCUGAUCUUUUUGCAAAAUGGAAGAAAAACGGCAGUAAUCAUGAGGUGACCAUAGUGUUGUUCUCAAGGACAUUCUACAAAGCUAAAUCACUCGAAGAGUUUCCGCAACAUAUGAAGGAAUGUUUGCAAAAAGAUUAUAGAGGCAGAUUUUAUGAGGAUUUUUACAGGGUGGCAGUUCAAAAUGAGAGAUAUGAAGACUGGUCGAAUGUUCUCCUUCAAUUGAGAAGAUUAUUCACAGAUUACCAAAAGAUUGUGUUGCAAUACCACGAGAGACCAAACAUGGAAAUACCGACUGCUAUUAAUUCUACUGCAGCUCAAGGAAACUUUCUCGAAGUUUUAAAUAUGAGUUUGAAUGUAUUCGAAAAACACUACCUCGACAGAUGUUUCGACCGUACUGGUCAACUGAGCGUGGUUAUAACCCCAGGGGUCGGUGUGUUUGAAGUAGACAGAGAAUUAACGAACGUCACAAAACAACGGAUCAUCGACAAUGGAGUUGGAAGCGAUUUAGUUUGCGUAGGAGAACAACCUCUACACGCAGUACCAUUAUUGAAGUUUCACAAUAAAGACAAUAAUUUGAACUCCAUAGAUGAUUACUCCAUGCCACAUUGGAUUAAUUUAUCGUUUUAUUCGACUAAUAAAAAAGUUGCGUAUUCGAAUUUUAUACCGAGAAUCAAAUUGCCUCCAAGAAAGAGUCAGGAGCCUUUAAGAAAAAUGUACGAAGAUGAACGCAAAGGGAAAUUGUUAAAGGAAGAUGAAUAUAUGCAUAAUUCUAUAUUUGAUUACGAUGCAUAUGAUGCUCAGGUGUUCCAGUUGCCGCUGGCGCAUAGCACGUGUGUGCAAAGAGUGUCAAGAACAAAGAAGACGUCUGUGGCUGGCUUAGAAGGCAUCAGUCGUCGAAGUCCGCCUACAUCCAGUUUACAUCAUAGAAAGAUGUCGGAUCCUGACAUUCAUCAUACCGUUGCUGACAUUCUUGCCAUUGGCAGUAAGUACAAACAAGGCGCCUAUGACACAAACAGUGACGCAACAGACUCACCGCUCUCAAGCAACCGACUUUCCCCCCGAAGUUCUAUAUCUUCCCACAAGCCGGUCAUUCGAACCGGCCGAGCGCUCAUCAACCCGUUCGACCCAUCCCACGUCACAGUCAAACUGACCAGUAACAGACGUCGGUGGACGCACAUAUUUCCCAAAGGUCCAACCGGCGUAUUAAUACAACAACAUCAUUACCAAGCCCGUCCUGCUGGAGAACCGGCCUCCAGGACUGAAGACCACCGCCUCGAAAACAAUAUUACCAAAGAAAAUGGAUCUUCGAUUAUUAAUAACAAUCACUCGCUUUAUCAGGUUGAUGGCAACGUAAUAGGUCGCAAGCGCAUGAUUAGCGCUUCGGGUACGUUGGCAGUGCUGGGCGUUGUAUCUGGCACUCCAUCCACUACCAACAACGCAUCACUCGCCUUACUAUGGGGAGCUACUGGAGAACAAGAGUGGACGCCAGCCCUAACCACAGGUGUGGAUUGGAAAUCUUUAACGAUUCCGGCGUGUUUGCCGAUCACAACGGAUUAUUUCCCGGACAAACGUUCUCUUCAGAACGAUUAUCUCGUCUCCGAUUACAAUCUACUGCCGGAUGACGUGAAUGCUGACUUUGCACAGAACAGGGCCAUCUAUAAGGAACCCCUGACUACAAUGGAAGUUUUUAAAGAGUUGGUCUCUCAGCGAUUAGCUCAGGGUUUCCAGCUAAUAGUCGGUGUAAAUGAAAACGAGGUAAUAGAAUCCCACUGCCCAUCUACAGCGGCACCUCCACCUUCGAAAGUGGCUCCACAGUGCGGCAAGCCGGUGAACUCGGCGCCUACUAAACGAUACCUCCUGUCUAUAGGCAGGAUCUUCCACAAACUGACUCUUGUCGGGUCUACCAUCACUGUUACGAGAUAUCGACCUAGACAUCCUUAUCCGCCUUUCAACAUUCACUAUCGCUACCGUUUCCACGCACCGAACCAUGACACAUACGAAGUGUCUUGGGUAUCUUUCACGACGGAAAAACUGGAGACUUACAACUGGAAUUACAUGGACCACUACAUAUGCACCCGUGGGGAUACAGAUUUUGCUCUGGCAGAGGUGAUUGUUACGGCCCUGAAAUACUGGAGGUUCCGUACAUUACUGCUGCCGUUAUUUAAUCCAGCUACGAAACAGAUAAUGGAUGACAAUGUCAUACAUUGUGACAUUUACCCGACACCAACACGCCAUGAUCUUGAUCAACUGACAGAUGGAUUUCUUAAAAUGACAGAACAAUACUUCAAUAAGGUGAAACGUCCUAACAAACAGAGGGGCGGUGUAUCCAACUCGCCGUUCAGGGAGCGUGUGGGCAGCACGCGGUUGCCUGACCGACCGAGGCUACGGAUCGAAGCCAUGGCCGCAGCUAAAACUGUACUGGAGAGAACUCAAUCUCAGACUGGGGAAUGCGAUGAUACCUAUGAUGACGGCGUACCAGAACCUAAAUUAAAAGCGAACGCGUCAUUGGCGGAGAUAGUGGAUCGCAUGCGGAACCCACAGUUGGGCGUGGGAUUCUUACAACAGACUGUUAGCUUGCCCUCACACACGUUCGUGUCAAUAUACGCCAUACAUUGGCUGCAAGCUAACAUGGAGGGAGUGACCUAUGAACGAGCCACGUCUAUUAUGGAGAAAUUAUUACAAGAAAAGUUGAUAUGUCACGCGUCGGGUGAUACGACGAAACGUUUUGUCGUAGGAUACUAUAUGUACCACAUACUGCCACAGAAGAAAGAUAAAGAAACAAUGCCAGACUACGUCAAACCUCUAGGUGACCUUCAAUCCUUCGAGAACGAGUGGAUGGAAGUGGAAGUGCUUGGGCCGCGGUCCCCAUUGCUCCCGGCAGACACCACGACGGGAGCCAUCGACAUAUCAGGCUCUAGUCCAGUCACUGAUGACACUGGAGUACCAGCCUUCCUCUGUGAUAAUAUAGACCCCAGUUAUAUGCAGUUGGGGUCUGAUAGUGAUAUGCCUCUCUACAAGAACACGCAUUUGGAUAUCGAUGUCAGUAACAAGAGCGACCGCAUCGAGUGGGGGCACGCGCGCUACCAGGCGACAUUCCGACCGGACCAGGCGUACGAGAUGUGUAUACAGUGGGCCGUCGCCAGCGGGAAUAUUGUUGCUGAACUGAUAUUCGGCUGGGCUCGCAAAGCCCAAAGCUGUAGACUGCAGAUGGUGCCAAUACCGGCAGACCCGUUGGCGUUGCCAUUCACAUUGAAAUCUGAUCCAUUGAGGGGACCCAUUUACGUACCUUUGAACGAAGAACCCCUACUUCGAAGCAAGGUCACGUUAUUCGAAGGUUUUCCUGAAGAUACAUGGUUGGAGCGCCUUUUCCUGUUCCAAGAAGCGAUAGUGGGCAGAUUUGGCUUCAUUAAAUGUACGGUGGAAAGUACAUCUCAUGAGGCAGGAGUUGGCGACCAUUUAUACGUACAUGUCACUGGAAACAUGUUUAUAUUGAUCCCUACUACUGUGAAGUCAGAACAACGAGCUUUAAGGACUAAACCUGCAAACAAACCGCUCAAUGCUAGCCGAUACCCUGUACAUCCAGAAGCAGCUCCAAGUCCUCACGAAGGCUACAUCACAAGACAUGUCAGUGGAAAAAAUAAAGAUGAUUAUGACAAUAGCCGCAGGAUGGGUUUCCUCUGGUCUUGGAAUCACAUGAUAUCGAAAAAGUGGAAAUAUGCACAGACACCUGCAACGGGCGACGAAGGUUUCCAAAUGAGAAUGCUAAGGGACUUCAAACAUUUCUGUGCAAAUCAAGAACAAAGACUCAGUCAGUUCUGGGAUCAGUGCUGGGAAAUGCGGGAAAAGGCACGAAUGCAGGACUGUUAAUAUAAGCCAAAUACUUAUCGUGUUAAUAAAUGAUUACUGUUGAAUAUAUUUUAUUAAUUCCAUUUGGAUUUUUUUUUUGUUUAGUUUUAAAAUAUUUUCUUCAAAAAUAUUUUUCGAAGUUUUUUUUCUAAUUUUAUUUCUCGAAUUAUGUCAGCAGCAGCUCAGAUUACGAAAUUGUGUCAAAUGGGCUUUUUGUCAGGGGAAAAUCAUCAAAAGAGUUCCCUCUCGCAAGAGAGAGAGGAAGAGAUGAGAGUCUGACACUUGAGAAGACAUUUGAUGAUUUUCCCCUCACAAAAAAGGGGGUAAUAAUAGGUACCAACCGGUAAAUUGUUAACUAUCUUCAAAUGACCUCUGUAGUGUAGUGUUGCGCCCUUAUUUUAUAGCAAUAUGUCAACGAACUCAUGACCUUGGUCGUUCAGGGCCGUAAUGUGUACGAGUAGACUCAUUAGGCACAUUUGAUAAAAUAUAUUAGUAGGUAUUAAUUAAAUAAAUUUUACAAUUAUUGUUGGAAAUGUAGUUUUAUUAAUUAAAUGUGAUUUAGGUACCUACUCAAACAUGUGUAUUUGUAUUUGUUUAAAUACAGGUAACACGGUAUGUUAUGUAUCUAUCUACUUGCCUAUGUACCUGUUUUCUCCAGUAGCCCCAUGCUUUUUGUCAUUGAAACACCACGCACAAUUUUUGUGCAGAAAAUUUUGGUAGGUCUUAGGUAGGUACUACCUACUUUUCCCGACCAUUCAAUCGAACUUGACUUUCUAUUCGGGUUCAGUACAUCAUUCGAAUUCGAAGUGUGUAAAAUUAAUUUCACCACGAUGACGGGGACAACUCGAUCUCGACUCGACUUUUUUCUUUGGGAUUUGGCAAACGAGCAGAUGAACCUGAUGGCCAGAAACACCAUAACAUCAGAGGAUUUAGGUACAACUGUAUCGGACUUAGGAGUUAGGGAUUUCUACUAGUUAUAUAAAAAUACAAUGCUCGUACUUAUGUACUUUUUAACUUAAUUUACUAAUUCAGUAAAUGGGUAGGAAAGUAAAAAAAAUAUUAUUUUUCAUAUUCAAAAUACAUUUUAUUAACAAUUUCAUGUUAUAAAUAAAAACAAUUUCAUUUAUUGUAAGCACAAAAUACCUAAUUUAGGUAUUUAGAUAAAAACUAAAAAAAAUACCUAAUUUAGGUACGUUAUAUUUAGAUAAAAAAUAAAAUACCUAAAUAGGUUCCUAGCGGCUUUUAUCUACGUACAAAGGUGACUACUUGACUAGGUGCUUAAUUUAAGUAGGUACCUACCUACCGUAUGGGCUUUUAAAACCAGCUAUUGUUUUAACAGGUAAUGCUUAUGGUUUUCCAAAUAGAGCUUAAUUCGAACAUUGACGGUGUUUUUUUAACGGGGGCAAUAAUCUGCAGUACCUAGGUAAGUAAAUCUAAAAUCAAAUGUGUAGCUAUCUGUGAAGUUUCCUGUUUUAACCAGUUUAGGCAGACAUACCAAAACCGUAAGUACCUACCUAAUAAAUUCUUCUAGUCACCUCUCGCCCGUAGUAGCUAUAUUGUUAGGUUAGGUUUAACGACCUUGACCUUAUUUUACAUGUUUACGUAACUAUGACAAUACUCAUUUCUAAAACUGUACUUAAACAUAAUUAUAUCUAAUAAUAAUUGCCUGCUUUAUAAUGAAGCACCAGGUCAGGCCCAUCUAUUCGAAGUUAAAUGAACAUUUUUUAAAGCUAUUAAGAAAACUAUCCAUACUGCUUGAUUUCCCAUUCGGUUUUUUUGCUAAGACUAGACGACGAGUUAACAUACUUGAAAUACAUGGAACUUGUUUUUUAUAAUUAGUUACAUCAUUGGAUGUCUCAGACUGAAAAUUUAAUGCAACUUUUUGACACACAUAAGUUAGUAGAGUCAAGAUAUCAAUAGGGUCUUCUGCUGUAUAGGUUAAUUCUUCAUAGAGGGCUUGAAUGAACCAGGAUCCACGGUCACGGUUUCUCCACGCAAAAUAUCCGGGUACGGUAGAAAGUACAAGCAGAAAAUCAGGAUGAACAGGAUUUUUAUGAGGUUCAUACCAGCCGUCUGUCUCGGUCUCUCGUUUUAGUGUGAUUCCGUCAUCAUAUUUAUCGCCUUGGCACGCUUGAAACAUGAAUAACUUUGGUUUACCAGCGAGCGUGGGACAUUUUGCGUCAGUAAAAGGACUCCAUAAGUUUUCUGCUCUGUAGUGGGUAUCUCUGGCAUAGAGUAGUCCCGAUUCUCCGUGGCUUAAAACCAUGAUGAGUAGACAGUCAUUUUUGGAGUGAUUCAUCUCAGCUGUUUGUUCAAUCUGUUUCAUAAUAUCUGUAUAUUUAAAAUUAUGAAAUAUAUCAACACUAAAUCCCAACGCUGUUAAACAUUCUUCUAAAUUAUCACAAUCUUUCAGAGAACCGGCUCGUGGUGGGAUAUCGAUAUCGAAUCGAUCGUGAUUAAAAAUAAUGGCUUUACCUCGAUACUUGUGGUUCAUGUCGUAAAAUUCAUUUUUGUAUGAAUUAAAUGAUUCAGCGCAGCUGACUUGGCUUCCAUUAGUGCUGCUAUGUGCCAUUUUCUAUAUUUCCCAAGAGUUUGAUAAAAUAUUAGAAGUUAAUGACAAGUUAAUGACUAAUCAUAACCUAGUUUUUAAUCUGCACACUUCAAAAUGCAAUUUAAAACUGACUGACAUACUGACUAUAUAUGACAUUUAUAGCCAACCAUAUGACGUAAUUCAUUGAAAAAAAUCAUAUUUAACAAGGGGAAGCACGUCGAGC
Molecule: messenger RNA, 7441 nt
Organism: Spodoptera exigua (beet armyworm)
Lineage: Eukaryota; Metazoa; Arthropoda; Insecta; Lepidoptera; Noctuidae
Source: the annotation of a GenBank genome assembly